UCAACCAACUCUAGGUCCUACCUUUAGAUUAUGGCUCUGGUCAAAGCCACUUACAAUUCGGUUGCCAAGGGCAGCCUGGAUCUUCAAAAAUCUACAGAUACUCACAUAUGCGCCCUCACCCUUCAAACAGGUGAUGCAGCCUGAUACAAAAAGGAUGGAUAUGACUUUUAGUAGAGCCAUACUGUUUUCACUGAUAUUAGCCAAAGCAUCAGCGCUAACUAAUUCUCAUAUCGCAGUGUCGUCCCCUGACUACUGUUACGACCCGUACCGAUGGUGUGGACCUAAGUAUUGGCAGGCCACAUUUCAAUACUGCACAAGUGACUUCAUGGAAUCCCAGUCCCCGGUGAUACUAAACCCCUUUCACAUGAUGAGGAAUCGGUCCAUGGGCCCACUUGAGCUGUUGGCCUAUGACGUCUUGCAGUCUGAACCAUGGAUCAUAAAGAACAUCAGAGACACUAUUGCAGUCGAGUUUAAUCCUGGAAUGUACCUGGGAGGAGCAAACCUCCCCCGAUCCUACUACACCUUUUACAUGGCCUUCCACUGGGGAUCCGAGACCACCAAUGGAUCCGAGCACAUUUAUAACGACAGACGCUACCCUAUGGAGAUGCAAAUCUUCCACCUUGUGCCCCCCUACCAAACCUUGAAUGAGGCUGCUUUCACGGAGAGGCAGGCAGUGGCCGUUUUGGCCGUUUUCGUUGAUAUUGGUCCUGAGGACAAUCCCGUCUUUGAGACAAUCUCCAGGGCUGUCCCGACUAUCCCUCUAGCAGGAGAUGAAAAGUUUAUCGAUCCAUUCCCUCUCCGUGACCUACUGCCCAAUGACACCUCCAAGUUCUACCAAUACACAGGAAGUUUGACUUUUCCAGAAUGCUUAUAUGCCGUUGAGUGGAUAGUGUUUCAAGAGCCCAUCUAUAUCAGCCAAAAACAGUAUAAUCGCUUCAUCGGAACAGUGUACUAUCAUGAGCCAGAGGAGGGUGAGGAGCCGAGACUGCUACUCCAAAACUAUCGGCCAACGCAGGCCCUGUUUGACCGGAUACUGAUUGCCAGUGCUAAUGCCGCCGUACCAAUGUUCUCCUCAUCUCACAGCCUAGUUGCCAGUCUCCUGGCCGUCCUCUUGACCAGCCUGGUGUCCCUCCUGCUCCCGAGGAUGACAUGAGGCUCAGUCCCCUGUGUGUGCUUGUAGGUCAUACAUACAUACAUACAUACACACAUAUGGAUAAAAUUUACUUUUACUUUA
Molecule: messenger RNA, 1234 nt
Organism: Alosa alosa (allis shad)
Lineage: Eukaryota; Metazoa; Chordata; Actinopteri; Clupeiformes; Clupeidae
Product: receptor-type tyrosine-protein phosphatase gamma-like
Exons: 9
Coding region: 134-1153 (339 amino acids)
Cellular component (GO): plasma membrane
Molecular function (GO): zinc ion binding; carbonate dehydratase activity
Source: RefSeq, a predicted model, not a curated record